Conger conger (European conger) is the source of this 2430-nucleotide messenger RNA. RefSeq names its product ST3 beta-galactoside alpha-2,3-sialyltransferase 4 (gene st3gal4). The transcript has 12 exons. The coding region runs from base 357 to 1370 and encodes 337 amino acids. Gene Ontology annotation, molecular function: sialyltransferase activity. Gene Ontology annotation, biological process: glycolipid biosynthetic process. The record is from RefSeq and is a predicted model, not a curated record. NCBI's taxonomy places the organism in Eukaryota, Metazoa, Chordata, Actinopteri, Anguilliformes, Congridae.
GAUUCUUAAUCCCUGCGAAACCUGCCAUUGUCCUAGAACAUGUGAUAUGUGCAUUAGUGCCGCAAAUAUUUCAAAGUAGCGUUCGCUACAUUCAAGGAAAUCAAUAGAUGACACACCUCCUCCUGUAGUCGGAUAAAGAAGUCGACAAACUAGCACUAGGCUAGUUACUACUUGUGCAAUCAAGCCAUCACCGCAGUUUGAACUUACUGUCCUGUUUUGUGCCACCUGAGAUUCAACACUGGGAGGAUCCCUCAGGCCAGAGGAGCGCUUCUCACAUUCAGAGCCAAGCAGCGAUGGUCCAGGGCACAGGAUGACACUGUACCAGCUGAGAUGAGCAGGGGAAGGAGCGUGUGAAGAUGUCCUUUAAGACAGCAAAAACAUGGUGCAUUAGACUGAUACCUCUGGUGCUGUUCUUUGUCUCUUACUACUUCCCCCAGUUCUUCCUGCAAAGCUAUGGUGGGACCACCAAAAUUCCCGUUCCCAGCAAAAACCUAUGUAGCAGCUGGCUUGUGUCCAAAAGAUGGGAGAGCCUGAACUUCAACCUUACCAGAAAGACCAGACUCUUCCUUACGCUGGGAGAUUUUUUCUGGCAGCAGCACCAGUCUGCCUUACCUUUGCCCUAUGGUCUUAAAGGGAGUGAGCUGUUCCUCCUGAAGGUGUUGGCAGUCACCUCAGAUUCCGAUAUGCCAGCGACUAUCGAGAAGCUCGUCUGCAGAACCUGUGUUGUCAUUGGCAACGGGUUCUCCAUCAAGAACAGCUCCCUGGGUGCCGCUAUCAACAAGUACGACAUGGUUAUUAGGCUGAAUGACUCCCCCGUGAGGGGGUACGAGGACGAUGUGGGUAACAGAACCACGAUGCGGCUCUUCUACCCCGAGUCGGCCUCCUACAACCCCAGCAUCAACAACGACCCCAACACCAUCAUGGUCCUGGUGCCUUUCAAGCAGAACGACCUGCGCUGGCUCAAGGAGAUCCUGUACAAUGAGAAAAGGAUGCGGAAAGGAUUCUGGAAGCCCCCUCCGCAGAUCUGGCUAGGCAGCGCCAGGCAGGUCCGGAUCCUGGACCCCUACUUCCUGCAGCACACGGCGGGAACCCUGCUGCAGAUCCCGCUGCAGCCCAAGAAGAACCAGAGGCCUGUUCACCCCACCACUGGGAUUUUAGCAGUGUUUGUUGCUCUGAACUACUGUGACGUGGUCCACCUUGCGGGAUUCGGCUACCCCGAGCUGCGGAACCAGAAGCAGCCCAUCCACUACUACGGACAGGACACAAUGAAGUCCAUGAAGUACUCCAACCACGACCUCUCGCACGAAGCCCGGGCUCUGAAGAGACUGGAAGAUUCCGGAGCUAUCCUCUACCUGCACCCCCACUCAUGACAUCAUCCUGCACCCAACAUCCCUGCUCAUGACAUCAUCCUGCACCCAACAUCCCUGCUCAUGACAUCCUGGUGUUCACACCACACCCUCAUAGUUAUCUACAAUUAUCUAUGCUGUACAUACGUCCUUACACACACGUGCUGCUUAAUCUUGCUCUUUUUUAGAGAUGGAGAAAUUGUAAAUUAGAAAAUGUUUCCAAAUCUUGUCUCUGAAUAAAAUAUUUUUACUAAUUUUUAUUUAAUUUAAAAAAUAUAUAUAUAUAUUUCUUUGAAUUGUUUCCACUGGAUAUGUUAAUUAUUUUUGGAUAUGGAUGUUUUAUUAAAUGAAUGAUUCCUUAUGAAUGUAAAUCAGACCAUUUCUGCUGAUUGUCUUGCCCUCAUUUGAACUUAAAUUUUAUACAUUUUUUAUACACUUUAUUUUUAAAAUGUUGUUCUGUGGAUCAUUUUUUCACAGUGGUCAUAAACUGUGCAGUUUAGCUUUGUAAGGCAGUUUGGACACGUGGUCUCACUGCUCUGCGGAGAAAUAAACCACUGGUUGACUUUGCUGCCACCUGCAGGGAAGGAACGGUACUGCAUUCAUACCAUAGUGUUGAUCCAGAUAGGGUUGACAACAUUUUCUGUCUGAAUUUUGCUACUUGACCUUUACAGUUUUUCGGCUGACUAUUGCAGUCAGAAUGGGGGGCAGUGUGUGGCUUGACUCGAUUUGGUUCAAUCUCCAGUGUGGCCACAAUAAGAUCCGUGCAGCCGUUGGGCCCUUGAGCAAGGCCCUUAACCCCACAUUGCUCCAGGGGAGGAUUGUUUCCUGCUUAGUCUAAUCAACUGUACAUCACUUUGAAUAAAAGCAUCAGUUAAAUAACACAUUAUAUUAUUAUUAUUAUUAUUAUUAUUAUUAUUAUUAUUAUUAUUAUAAUGAUAAUGAACAGAAAUGCUGGUAUAGGGCAAAUUGACUGACCAAUCCCCGACUUGAACAACAUGUACACUCUGUCUCUGGAAUCAAACAUUGAUGAAUGUUUGCGAUGCAUAUUGCUAAUUGAAUGUUUAAUAAAACACAAGUCUAUCAA